AUGCAAAAGCGUUGCAGCUCUAACGCGAACGCUCUUGCUUUUGAACAGAAGGAAGCCCCCGCCAAGGCCGUCAACCCUCUAUUCGAGAAGAGGCCAAAGACCUUUGGCGUCGGCAGCACCCAUGCACCGAAGCACGACCUGCACAGAUAUGUCAGGUGGCCCAAAUACGUGCGCAUCCAGAGGCAACGGCGCGUCCUCAAUCAGCGGCUGAAGGUGCCCCCGGCACUGAACCGGUUCACAAAGACAGCGGACAAGAACCUGGCAGAGACAGUGUUCAAGCUGCUGCUCAAGUACAGGCCGGAGGACAAGGCAGCCAAGAAGGCUCGCCUGCUCAGAGAGGCGGAGGCGCGUGCGGCUGGCAAGGAGGCUGAGAAGAAGAAGCCUCUGGUGGUCAAGUUUGGGCUGAACCACGUGACUCACCUGGUGGAGACUGGCAAGGCGGCGCUUGUGGUCAUCGCGCACGACGUGGACCCCAUCGAGCUUGUCGUGUGGCUGCCCGCCGUCUGCAAGAAGAUGAACGUCCCCUACAUCAUCGUCAAGGGCAAGGCACGUCUGGGGACAGUGGUGCACCAGAAGACGGCGGCGGCGCUCGCGCUGACGGCGGUGAAGAGCGAGGACAACCGCGAGCUGAGCAAGAUUGUGGACAGCGCCAAGACCAGCUUCAACGACGGCCCGCGCGUGUCGUGGGGAGGCGGCAUCAUGGGCCCCAAGUCCCAGGCCAAGGCGCGCCUCCGCGAGAAGGAGAUGCAGAAGGAGCUCGCCCAGCGCCUGGGCUGA
Messenger RNA from Coccomyxa subellipsoidea C-169, 777 nucleotides. Its product is annotated as L30e-like protein. Gene Ontology annotation, biological process: ribosome biogenesis. Gene Ontology annotation, cellular component: ribonucleoprotein complex. The transcript is spliced from 5 exons. Bases 1 to 777 code for a protein of 258 amino acids. The record is from RefSeq and is a predicted model, not a curated record. NCBI's taxonomy places the organism in Eukaryota, Viridiplantae, Chlorophyta, Trebouxiophyceae, Coccomyxaceae.